Messenger RNA from Aspergillus ruber CBS 135680, 1752 nucleotides. RefSeq names its product GMC family oxidoreductase. The record is from RefSeq and is a predicted model, not a curated record. The coding region runs from base 1 to 1752 and encodes 583 amino acids. Gene Ontology annotation, molecular function: oxidoreductase activity, acting on CH-OH group of donors; flavin adenine dinucleotide binding. The transcript has 4 exons. NCBI's taxonomy places the organism in Eukaryota, Fungi, Ascomycota, Eurotiomycetes, Eurotiales, Aspergillaceae.
AUGAUAGCACAACUCAAGCUUGCGUGCGCCUUCUUCGCAAGCGCGACUGUCGCCACGGGGCCGUUGUACGAUUAUGUGGUUGUGGGAGGUGGCACCAGUGGGUUAGUUGUCGCAAACCGACUGUCAGAAAAUCCCGAUGUGUCCGUUGUGGUGAUCGAAGCAGGACACUCGGUCCACAAUAACGAGAACGUUACUGCGGCAAAUGGAUAUGGAAAGGCAUUUGGGACGGAAAUCGACUAUCAAUAUGAGUCCGUGAAUCAGACGUACGGCGGCAACUCGAAACAAGUGCUGCGAGCCGGCAAGGCCUUGGGAGGGACAAGUACCAUCAAUGGAAUGUCCUACACCCGUGCAGAAGAUGUCCAAAUCGAUGCAUGGAAAGAACUCGGCAACAGAGGUUGGUCUUGGGACAGCCUGCUCCCUUACUACCGGAAGAGCGAAGAACUGACCCGCCCCUCGCCUGCUGAAAUCGCCUCCGGAGCAUCCUACAACGAAUCCGUUCAUGGCUACGAUGGCCCACUGCACGUGGGUUUCAACGAUAUGCAAGAGGGCAACCUGACCACGCCGCUGAAUCAGACGUAUGAUAAACUGGGUAUUCCAUGGGUUGAAGAUGUCAACGACGGCCAUAUGCGCGGAUUCAACGUCUUCCCCGAGACUAUCAACCACGAAUUGGGUGUGCGUGAGGAUGCUGCGAGGGCAUACUACUGGCCGUACCGAGGGAGGCCGAACUUGAUCGUGAUGACAAAGGCGCGGGCGAACAAGAUUCUCUGGAAUGACGACAACGCGACUGAUGGUAUUUCAGCGUCUGGUGUUGAGAUCCAGUCAGACGGUAUAACCAGCGUUGUUAGCGCUAGGAGAGAAGUUAUCCUCUCGGCGGGGUCGAUUAGGACUCCUGCUCUACUGGAGCUGUCUGGCGUCGGGAACAAAGAUAUUCUUGAGAAGCACAACAUCAGUGUCCGCGUCGACCUUCCCACCGUCGGAGAGAACCUGCAAGACCAAACCAACGCCAACACAAUGGCCCUCGGAAACGGUAGAUGGACUGGCGUUAAGGCCCUCGCGUACGCCUCAUUCUACGAUAUCUUCGGAGACGACGCUCAAAAGGUAGCUGGAUCAGUCCUCCAAAAACUGGCAGACUACGCCGCACAAACAUCCGAAGCAACCGGCGGCGUCAUGAAGCAAGAAGACUUGGCGAACUUCUUCCAAAUUCAAUACGACCUACUCUUCUCAAACGCCGUCCCGAUGGUCGAGAUCUUGUUUAUUCCGACCCACAGCCCGAUGUUGAUCACCGAGUACUGGACUCUCCUGCCAUUCUCGCGGGGUAACGUGCACAUCAACUCCGCAGACCCCGCCGAACACCCGGUUAUCAACCCGAACUACUUCAUGAUCGACUGGGAUUUGCAGGCACACAUCAGAGUCACCAAGUUCAUCCGCAACAUGUACCAAACCGCCCCACUGAGUGACAUGAUAAAGAUGGAACGUGCUCCCGGACCGGAGAUUCCCCGGAACGCAACGGACACAGACUGGGAAGAGUACACCAAGAAGAACUACCGCUCAAAUUUUCACCCUGUCGGCACAGCAGCCAUGAUGCCGCGCUCGAUGGGUGGCGUCGUGAGUGACCAGUUGAUUGUGCAUGGUACUUCUAACGUGCGUGUUGUUGAUGCGUCGGUGCUACCGUUCCAGAUGUGCGGGCAUUUGACUAGUACACUGUAUGCGAUUGCAGAGCGGGCAGCGGAUUUGAUCAAGGACGGUGUUUGA